AUGUUUCUUUCGGCGGUGAACUGUCAGCGUUUAGAGAAAACAGCGAAUGAUUACCUGGGUAGCUCGCGAACACUGCAUCGUCGCGCCGUUGACAGGCGAGCGGGAGCGAACGCUCCCACUAGGUGGCACACAUGUCCGCACCGCUUUCACCUUGCUGCGGUGACAGAGCGGAGACGGGCGCGCCAUCUGAAUGAGGCCAUUGCCGGGGACGAGCUGGUAACGUGUUUGAGUAAAGACCGGAACGUCGUUGUCAAAGCUAUUCGAGCUUCCGGACUUGUGCGUACGGCGUCCGAACUGCAUGAAGCGACGCCGGUCGCUGCUGCCGCUCUAGGGCGUUCCUUGCUCGCUGCGCUCUUGCUCGCGAGCGGCAAGAAGGAUCUUGAAACUGUUCAGAUGGAGUUCCGCGGAGACGGUCCUCUUCGGGCUGUUGUUGCCAUAGCCGAUGGAAGAGGUCACGUCCGCGGUUACGUCGGAGACCCCCAGGUUCAGCUGCCCCCGACUGCUGCUGGGAAGCUCGAUGUGGGCAGAGCGGUCGGCCGAGGCUUUCUCGCAGUUGUUCGUAACCACUCGACCUGGUCGGAACCGUACCGAGGUAUAACCGAAAUUCAAACUGGUGAAAUAGGAGACGACGUGUUGCACUAUCUGGUGCGUUCAGAGCAGAUUCCAUCCGCGCUGGCGCUCGGUGUAUUCGUACAAGGAGGACACGUGCAGGCAGCUGGCGGGUACCUGGUACAGUUGCUACCAGAGAGCACACCAGAAACGCUUGAUCGAGUCGAAGAAAACGUCCUUCAACUGAACAAGCGUGGCACCCCGACACAGUUGAUCCGCGACGGCAUGGAUGCCGUGGACAUCGUACAACAGCUGAUGGUGGACAUCGACGAGACGUCGUUGCGUCGCGUCCAACCGCAGUACAGUUGUAGCUGUGACGCCAGCCGAGUCCGCCGGAUGGUUGCCUUGUUACCGCGUGACGAGAUAGAGUCGAUUUUGCGUGAACAGAACCGGCUAGAGGCGAAGUGCGAAUUUUGUGGAUCAUACUAUGAGUUGAGCUCCGACGAAACGCGAGCGCUGCUGCGUGACGCGUGA
Molecule: messenger RNA, 1083 nt
Organism: Cyanidioschyzon merolae strain 10D
Lineage: Eukaryota; Rhodophyta; Bangiophyceae; Cyanidiales; Cyanidiaceae
Product: similar to heat shock protein Hsp33
Exons: 1
Coding region: 1-1083 (360 amino acids)
Biological process (GO): protein refolding
Cellular component (GO): cytoplasm
Molecular function (GO): protein folding chaperone
Source: RefSeq, a predicted model, not a curated record